This is a messenger RNA of Coregonus clupeaformis (lake whitefish), 2198 nucleotides long. Its product is annotated as homeobox protein Hox-A10. The coding region runs from base 312 to 1475 and encodes 387 amino acids. The transcript has 3 exons. Gene Ontology annotation, biological process: regulation of transcription by RNA polymerase II. Gene Ontology annotation, cellular component: nucleus. The record is from RefSeq and is a predicted model, not a curated record. NCBI's taxonomy places the organism in Eukaryota, Metazoa, Chordata, Actinopteri, Salmoniformes, Salmonidae. Gene Ontology annotation, molecular function: DNA-binding transcription factor activity, RNA polymerase II-specific; RNA polymerase II cis-regulatory region sequence-specific DNA binding.
CUCCUUGGAUCAGAGUAGUGGCCAUGGGCUGGUGCUCAAUCGCAGACGCUUCCUCCUGCCACCGGGCGGCGCUGUUGAGAUCAAUGUCAUUGCCGUGGAUCUUUUCGUCUGCAAAAAGAACCAAGCACAAGAAGCCUUCAAGAUUCUCGAGGGAAACUUGAAAUGCAGACCCAUGAUGGAUAUGGCCCCGGUUGCCACGUGGCCCUGGAAGGGGAUGGGCCCUGCGUAUCCGAGUGUUCCUAUUGGCUCCAGAGUCUGCACGGUGGAGAGGGGGGUACCUCUAAUCAUAUCCAGCAUGUUUUGCACAAGAAAUGUCAGCCAGAAAGGGCUAUCAUCUCCCCUCGCCAAAAUACACCACAAUAAUGGCAUGCUCAGACAGCCCCGCAGGAAACGCGUUUUUUGUGGAUUCUCUGAUCAGCGGCCGGACCGAGGGUGGAGGGGGACACUACUACCCGGGCAGCAGCGUGUGUCUGCCCCAUAACGCCGCCUCAGACGUGCCUUACGGGCUACAGAACUGUGGAUACUUCCCAGGUAUAGGCAAGCGGAGCGACGCAGGUCCCCAAAACAUGAUGUCUGCCGCUUCAGGCGCGUAUAUGUCAGGCAUGGAGAUGUGGAUAGACGCGCAGAGGUCGUGCCGAAUGGACCAGCAACAAACUGUGGGUCCCCAGGUCGCGCCCUGCUCGUUCCCGCCGAGCAUUAAGGAGGAGAGCGCGUACUGUCUCUACGAGCCGCAGAAGUGCCCCAAAGCCUCGACCGCGGAAGACCUGACAUACUCCAGGCUAACCACGACAGGCUCAGGUUCAGGCUCGUGCACAGUCACCGACGGCGGUGGUGGUGGGGGUACUGUACCCGUGCCUGGCUACUUCCGCUUGUCUCAGAUGCACGCACACACUCAUAAAGUUUACCACGGUGCCCAAUCGAACCCCUCUCAUUCUCACUUUGGCCUACACCCCCCUACACAGACUCGCUUCCACACCCCGACCCCCCCGCAGUCCUCAGCCUUAGUCUGCUCAGCCACGGCGGCUUACAAGAGGAGAGACACGGAGGAGGCUCUGUCUUCCGGUACCGCAUCCCAGCCCCAGCAGACGCACGCCCCACCGGGGGACGAGGAGGCGCGAGCGUCCUCCGACGCGGAACCUUCAUCUCCCGAGGAAGCUGAAAAGGAGCUCGAGAAGGAGAAGCCAGCGAAAACACCUAAAGGAGACACAGAAAGCGAAUGCACGGCCAACUGGCUAACAGCAAAAAGCGGACGGAAGAAACGUUGCCCAUACACCAAGCACCAAACACUGGAGCUCGAGAAGGAGUUCCUCUACAACAUGUACCUGACUCGCGAGCGUCGCUUAGAGAUCAGUAGGAGCGUGCACCUGACGGACAGGCAGGUCAAAAUAUGGUUCCAGAAUCGCAGAAUGAAACUGAAGAAAAUGACCCGGGAAAACAGGAUUCGGGAGCUCACGUCAAAUUUUGGUUUCUCGUGACAACGUUGAAUGUUUUCAAUAAGCUUUGAAUUAAACUAGCUUUAGUUAUAAUGCAAGUGGUAAAGAGCACAUCUUUAAUAGGCCUACAGACAAACCUAGUCUUUGCAUUGUCCUAUGUAAGCUACUGGUAAAACGUGAACGCUAUUGUUUUUUUUUUCUUUCUUUCUUUUUUGACAAUUGUUCGUUGAUUCGGCUCUGUUGCUGUCAUUUGUUGGGAUAGGUGUCUUGAGUAAAAUAAUGGAUGGAAUUUGCUUUGGGUCGUAUAGGAUUGUAGCCUACCAAUACUUUUAUUUUUAUUUUUUAUAGUUGGAGAUACAAAUACAAAUCACAUUUGAGAUGUACGUUGCAUAUAUUUGGGGAGUUUCCUUUACAUGUAUACUGCAUGAAACAACAUGAUUCAGACCCGUCUUUUCCUGCAUUUUGCAAUGCGGAUCACACUAAAAUUUAAGGCCUAUGUAUCAACAGUAAGGGAAUAAGAUGAGUCGCCCUAUAAAUGUAUUCUUCCGAUAUAAUGUAUGUAGAUAUUAUGAUGAGCUGAUUGUAAGUGUACAUAGAACAACAUAUUUUAUUCACUUUGAGGAUAAUAUUGUUGUGUAGACUCGAACUAAGGGAAAUGUAGGCUAAAUGAGCAGUCUACAUUGUGAAAUUGUUUUUAUUGUGUAUAUCAUUGUGUACAUAUCAGGUUGUGUUUUUGUGUAUUGCGUAAUAAAUUAUCAGUUCACA